This is a messenger RNA of Pseudomassariella vexata, 1332 nucleotides long. Its product is annotated as nuclear protein DGCR14. Gene Ontology annotation, cellular component: catalytic step 2 spliceosome. The transcript has 2 exons. Bases 1 to 1332 code for a protein of 443 amino acids. Lineage: Eukaryota; Fungi; Ascomycota; Sordariomycetes; Amphisphaeriales; Pseudomassariaceae. The record is from RefSeq and is a predicted model, not a curated record.
AUGGCGUCUCAAGAUACUCCGUCAACAGCCCUCGUUCGCAAAAGAACCGAGCUAGAUCUUAUGCCUCCACCGCCGCCCCCGAAACGCAUCAAACGACCAAAGAAGACGCUAGACGAAGAUACAUAUACUGACGCCUUGUCCCACAUCAUCGCACGCGACUUCUUCCCUGGCUUGCUGGAAAGCGAGACCCAACAAGAAUAUCUGGACGCACUAGAAUCAAAAGACGCGGAAUGGAUAUCCAGUGCUCGUCGACGCUUACAUCAGGUUAUGACACCGGGACGACAAGGAGUCAAGAGAGGCACAUCAUUGCCACAAGGCGCCCAAACACCCCGAGAAUACGUCGGCGACACUCCGGUCUCGACUUCAGCUGAGUCAACACUUUCCAUCGCGAAAGAACGCCAUGUGGUCGAUACCAAUAUGAGCCUAGGCUCGUUCCAAUCAAAAUACACGAGCGAGGACAACGAAAGCUUUUACAAGCUGCUGGAUAAGCAAAAUGCUAAGAGGGUGGAGAAAUACGCAUGGCUCUGGUCAGGCAACAAGCUACCGUCCAACAUGAUGCUAAAGCAGAAAGAAAUAGAAGCCAAGUUGGCGGAAACACGCAGCCUGACGGAUGACGGCUUUAAGAAGGACAGGUUAGCCAUCAAGGAUCGCGAUGACCGGAUUGCUCAGCCGGAGACUUGGAAGUCGAUACCAAACAACGCCCUGAUGUUUGGUCCAGGCGGCGUAGAAGAUUUGAUGGAGACAGUAGCGCAGAAAUCCGAGGCGGAAUGCCGAGCGGCACCAAAGGCAGUCAACUACACGAACACAAGACUACCGCAGCCGACAAUCAACGAUGAGGAGUCGGCGCCGUCAUCACCAUCGCUUACAGCAAUACGAGAUGCCAUUGCAGGAAGACGGUCAGCCAGUGAUGCAGGUUCAACUAUACUCGGCAGCGAAACGCCUCGGGUCAACGGCUAUGCGUUUGUGGAUGAUGAAGAACCGCAAUAUGAGGUACCACCUGCUCCUAUCAUUGACUUGGGCCCAGGAGACGCGACACCAAAUCCGUUCACCAUCAAGGAGAAAAGCCAGAGAGAAGCGCUUCACCACCGCAUGGUAGACAAGAUCUCCCAGUCCAGGAGGACGUCAGCGCAGGUUGGAAUGACGGGGAAAGUUGACAAGACACCAGUGCCGAAGUUCCCAAGCAGCCCACGGGUGACUGGAGGAUUGACACCAGCGGCGCAGCGACUUUGGAGCAAGAUCGGAGGCAGUGAAGGCCAAACACCUCGCACCCCGUUUAGUCAGGAGACACCUAAGACGAAGCCACGGGCCUCACGCACUGCGACGAUUCUAUAG